GCUAUAACCCGAGCCUGCACGCCUGCGAUUUCCGCCCAGAGAAAGGGUCGUGGGCUCCAGGUUGAGCCCAGGCGCUGUAACCGGCUCUGGCGGCCGACGCGCUUUUGAUCGUUCGCUUUUUGCCCCGCUAUCCCGGAGGAAAGGAGAAGCCAUCGCCCUCCCGCCCGGCCUCGGCGGCGCGGCGGUCCGUGAACCCAGCAGUUUACCCGACGCGGGCUGUGCCGGCGGCGGGGGGAGGCGGGCGCUGUUCCUGGAAGAGCCCGGCCGGGGAGUUGGUCACAUUCUUGGCCGGGAUUCAAUGACUGAGGCAGACACCAACAAACAGAGCGGGCAGCAGCAGGCGGAGGAGGAGGAGGCUGAGCCAGCCUGCAUUAGCUCAGCGCUCAGGCACUCUCAGUCUCCGCUGGAAAGAGGAGCUGGGAGGAUGUGCGCUCGGUUACCGCGGCUCCCCACGGCACGCCGAGAAAACCGGGAGAGAUAAGGGAAGAAAGGGCGAACAGAGAGACGAGGAAUCCUCCCGGACCGAGCUGACGGGCCACACGGAGGAAGGAGCCUGCUUAUCGCCCGUCCGAAGCCCCCGCGCCGCUUUGAAAGUGCCGGAGAUUUGGGCCUUUUCCUUUCCUUCUGCGUCGUUCCCUUCCAGAGAAGCUUUCCGCCUCCCUGUGCUUUUCCUCGCCUCCCCCUCGCCUUCCUGCCGGUGGAUAUGGACAGAAGGGUGAUCACUGCAGAGCAGCAGCAGCCGCCAGAACGUAUUUGAGCCCGUGGAGCUCGGAGCGUGGCACGGACUUUUUGUGUUGCUGUGGGUGGUGUGUGUGAGUGAGUGUGUGAGUGAGUGUGUGUGUGUGUGUGUGUGUGUAGGUGUGGGAGGCGGGAUUGCUUUGCCUGGAGGGCUGGCUGAGGUCUGAGUGCUCGGAUGAAGACCUCUUUUUGCCGUGACUCUGUGCUCCAUCGGGGCAGCUUGGAGACUUGGAUGAUUUGAGGUUGUAACGAAGCAAGAGGAAAGAAAAAACGAAGAGAGAGACACGCAUACAAAAGGAUUUAUUUCCUAUUCGUUAGUGGAUUGUUAAACCUGAGUGGGAAGGAGAAAAGAACAAGGGUGGGUUGUUUUAUUUUGUUCGAUUUUUUUUUCUUAAAAAAAAAAUCUCUUAAGUGGAUUUGUACCAGGGUGGAAGAUAACUGGGGAUUUUUGUUGUUUGUUUUGGGAAUAGAAACUAAAAAAUGGAGACUGUAAGUAGAAGCAGCUUCCAGCCUCAUCCAGGACUGCAGAAGACCUUGGAACAGUUUCAUCUGAGCUCUAUGAGCUCCCUGGGUGGCCCUGCUGCUUUCUCAGCACGAUGGGCACAGGAGAUGUACAAGAAGGACAAUGGCAAAGAUCCAGCGGAACCUGUACUGCAUCUACCCCCUAUACAGCCUCCUCCGGUGAUGCCUGGUCCCUUCUUCAUGCCCUCGGACAGAUCUACGGAGAGGUGCGAGACCAUCCUGGAAGGGGAAACCAUCUCCUGCUUCGUGGUGGGUGGAGAAAAGCGGCUUUGCUUGCCCCAGAUCCUGAACUCUGUGCUCAGGGACUUCUCCCUGCAGCAGAUUAAUUCGGUCUGUGACGAGCUACACAUUUACUGCUCCAGAUGUACUGCUGACCAGCUGGAAAUCCUCAAAGUCAUGGGCAUCCUGCCCUUCUCUGCUCCUUCCUGCGGGCUCAUCACUAAAACUGAUGCUGAGAGGCUUUGUAACGCCUUGCUUUAUGGUGGCACCUAUCCUCCCCACUGCAAGAAGGAGUUCUCUAGCACAAUUGAGCUGGAGUUUACGGAGAAGAGCUUCAAGGUGUAUCAUGAGUGCUUUGGGAAGUGUAAGGGACUCUUGGUGCCAGAGCUUUACAGUAACCCCAGCGCAGCCUGCAUCCAGUGCUUGGACUGCAGGCUUAUGUAUCCACCUCACAAAUUCGUGGUCCACUCUCACAAAUCUCUGGAAAACAGGACUUGCCACUGGGGCUUUGACUCUGCAAACUGGAGAUCCUAUAUCCUCCUCAGCCAGGAUUACACUGGGAAAGAGGAGAAAGCUAGACUGGGACAGCUCUUAGAUGAAAUGAAAGAAAAAUUUGACUAUAACAAUAAAUACAAGAGGAAAGCCCCCAGGGUCUCCUCAGAUCCUCCUGCUUCCAAAAAGCCCAAAAUAGAUGACUCUGCUUCCCAAUCUCCAGCUUCUACUGAGAAGGAAAAACAGUCCAGUUGGUUACGGUCCUUAUCCAGCUCAUCUAAUAAGAGCAUCGGCUGUGUCCAUCCCCGCCAGCGGCUCUCGGCUUUCAGGCCCUGGUCCCCAGCUGUGUCGGCAAAUGAGAAGGAUCUCUCAACCCACCUUCCUGCCUUGAUCCGGGACAGUUUCUACUCCUACAAGAGCUUCGAGAAUGCCGUGGCCCCCAACGUGGCGCUUGCACCCCCGGCGCAGCAGAAGGUGGUGAGCAACGCGCCCUGUGCCACAGCCGUGCCGCGCAGCACCGAGCCCGGCAGCACAGCCCCGCCGCGCAGGAGGAGGCCCGCAGCCGACAGCACAGCCCUGCCCGAGGCAGCAGCCACCACGGCAGCCCCGGCCCCUGCCCCUGCCCCUGAGGAGGACAAGGAAUCAGAAGCAGAAAUCGAAGUGGAAACCAGGGAAGAAUUCACCUCCUCCUUAUCGUCGCUCUCCUCCCCAUCCUUCACCUCAUCCAGCUCUGCAAAGGACAUGAGCUCCCCUGGGAUGCAGGCCCCAGUGGCAGUCAGCAGUUCGUACGAAGUUCCAACACAUUCCGACUCUCACAGCAGCGGGCUGGAAGCGGAGCUGGAGCACCUAAGGCAGGCCCUGGACAGUGGCCUGGAUACGAAAGAAGCCAAAGAAAAAUUCCUCCAUGAAGUUGUUAAAAUGAGAGUGAAGCAGGAAGAGAAGCUGAACGCGGCCUUGCAAGCCAAACGCAGUCUGCAUCAGGAGCUGGAGUUCCUACGGGUGGCAAAGAAAGAGAAACUGAGAGAAGCAACAGAGGCGAAGCGCAACUUAAGGAAAGAGAUUGAACGUCUGCGAGCUGAGAAUGAGAAGAAAAUGAAGGAAGCGAAUGAGUCUCGGAUACGACUGAAGAGGGAACUGGAACAAGCCAGGCAGAUCCGGGUGUGCGACAAGGGCUGUGAAGCCGGCAGGCUCCGUGCCAAGUACUCGGCCCAGAUCGAGGACCUGCAGGUCAAGCUCCAGCAUGCAGAGGCCGACAGGGAGCAGCUCCGGGCUGACCUGAUGCAUGAAAGGGAGGCUCGGGAACACUUGGAAAAAGUAGUCAAGGAACUUCAGGAACAACUGUGGCCUAAACCAAGCAGUCAACCCCCCAGCAGUGAAAACACAGCAAGCGCCCUUGAGAACUGACCCACCCCUCUAGCCCACCAGAGCUGCACAGUAAGAGAGGGGACGUGGGGACGUGUGUAAGUGCAUGUGUGAGUAGUUGUGUCGUGGCACACAGGGCUCUGAAUAUGGAUUCGUACUAGUUGGAAGGCACAUGUUACUCUCUCUAACUGAAGCACUGAAUGAUGCCUCUUUUUUUCCCCGAUCCAUAUAGCACAACAUCUUACUGUGCCUAGAAAACACAAAGUGUUUAUAAACAAAAUACUUUGGAGUCCACAGCAAAUUUUCUACUGGCAAACUCCAAGCAAACAGUGUCGUCCAGCUCAAAUCAGCGCAGGCAAGUGGGGCAGGGGUUUUAUGUUGCCCUGUUGCCUGUUGGAACGUUUUGAAAUUCAAAAAACAAACAAACUUUUCUUAUAAGCUAUUUAAAAUAAUUCAUUACACAGACUUGGUAUUAAAAAAUUAAUGAGAUUUUUAUAAUGAACCUUUCAAAGCAAAACAAAAAACAACCUUCGAUGCACAAUUUUUAAUGACUUGUUAUAGAUUUGGGGAUUCUCAAUGCAGAAGCCCUCUGGUGAUGAUGCCAUUUCAUUAGCAGUUUUCCAGCCACCUCGGAAGCCAUCAGUUUAAUCCCAUCACGGAUAUAUGACAAUUUCGGAGUGCUUUGAUUUUUAACUUAGAAAGAAUUCUCUUCGUUUACUGUCCUGAACACAAGAAGCAAGGGAGAUGCAGGACUGGAAAGAGGGAGGGGGAUGAGAAGAGUACACGCGAUACUUACAAGCCCAGCCUUACAGACUUCAGUGUUUGACAUCACACCAUCGUUUCUAAAGACAUCCUCACUACUCGGUGUGUUCAAAGGACUCACUUCAUCCAAGAGCACUUCAGCUUAUGGAAAAGAAAGAAGGAAAUGGAUAAUCCGUUAAGUAAGUCAGUUGAGAAAUAAAACAAAAGAUGAAUGUGUUUUGAAGCCAUUCUGAAAUCUUAACGUCAGUUUUCUGGAAAACUCACCUUUGUUGCACCAUCUUCCCAUAAAUUCAGUAUUUACCUGCUUUUUACUAUGAACUGUCAGUCUAGAGUUCUGUGCCCAAGGGGAGUGCAACAUCGCGUUAAUCAGAUACUACAGACAAGAAAACAUGUUUGCUGCUGUGAAUAAGCCUACAUCAUUGAAAAAACAAAACUUUUUUGUUUUUAAAAAGAGAAAUUACUUUAAUUUUGGGAUCCCAGCCGCAGCCCCAGGGUCCGGGUGCAGGCUGCAGGCACCGCGGCUCGCUGGGGGGGGUGGUGGUCGGUUUUUAGUUGGUUUUUCGUUAAACUGCACUUUGUCAGGAUCUUACUCUGCGUUUUAUUCCACAUUUCUCAAGUUUACAAGCUGAGCAGUCCAGGCUCUGCCCCACUGGGCAGGCGUGGGAAUCAUCAGCCCAGUUUUCCACCAGCUGCCACCUCGCACCAUCGCCCACAGGAGCAUCCCCUGGGGUGGAAUCCUGCCCACAUGACUUCCCCAGCGGGGUCUGAGUCCCGCUGAGCUCGGGAGGCAGCUCCCAGAAGAGCUGAACAAAGAACGUUGGUGCUUUACUGAACAAGAGAAAGUUCUUUUCACCCCUAAACACUCACCUGUCACACUCAAGCUCAUCAGCGGAACGUGAACAAAUUGAUCUGGGGCUGCAGAUGUGCCUUCCAGCUCGUUUUAACUCUCAGCAUCUUCCAGAGGCAACGCUGACACUCUGGUGACCUUACAGAAUAAAAGGAAAAAAAAUGAAGAAAAGCCCCCCCAAUGGGUCAUCCUCCCCAGAAGUUACUCAAAACAAAGAACCAUUCUUUCCAGUAACCUUCAUUUGCUUUUGGACAUUACUGCAAACUCUGUAAGCUUACAAAUUAUUUCUCAGUAGACAGAAAGCGGCUUCCAAUCCUGAAAUUAUCCUAUUUACUUACAGUACAUUAGAGAGAUUAUUUUCUUUCCUAAACAAGAGCUGUUUGCUUGAAACCAUUAUAAUAACCAUUAUAAUAACUGUGAGCAUUAACAAAGAAGUUCAUAUAUAUGUUUUAGGUACAAAAAAAAGAAGAAAUAUGAAAGGAGUAGAAUUACUGGGACAAUGUAAAACUGUUGGGAGCAAGAAGCAGUUCCACCAAGUAAAUGACGGCAAACUGUCCGUUGCUCUGGGGCUCUGCCCUCGUGCGUUUGGGAUGCCGGAGACUGAGGCUAGUGCAGAUCUCCCCCUCUAAAGUGCAAUGCAAAAGGAAUUUUGAUUAUGCUUAAGCAGGUGUAUUGGUUUUUUUUUUAUGUGUUUUGUUGUUUUGGGGUUUUUUUCUUUGUAUGUUUUUUUUCUGCGAUAUUAAAUCAUAUGCAUGGAAUUAAAGUCUCUGCCAUAAGUAUAUUCAUUAAUGGGCAUUAUUACUGUCUUAUGUAAAGGGUUUAUUUUGUUAUGCAGUAUGCAUAAAAAUGUUCUCAGCCUUA
Messenger RNA from Neopsephotus bourkii (Bourke's parrot), 5803 nucleotides. It is a transcript of the gene SKI, whose product is annotated as SKI proto-oncogene. The transcript has 7 exons. The record is from RefSeq and is a predicted model, not a curated record. NCBI's taxonomy places the organism in Eukaryota, Metazoa, Chordata, Aves, Psittaciformes, Psittacidae. Gene Ontology annotation, cellular component: nucleus. Gene Ontology annotation, biological process: negative regulation of BMP signaling pathway. Gene Ontology annotation, molecular function: RNA polymerase II cis-regulatory region sequence-specific DNA binding; SMAD binding; DNA-binding transcription factor activity, RNA polymerase II-specific. Bases 1219 to 3375 code for a protein of 718 amino acids.